AUGUCCAAGCGAACUAACAACGUCGCUGCAAAUGGCAAUACCUCGUCAAAGGAUGAGCCCGCUGAGCUCACCCAGCCCUCCUUCGACAAGCAGAAAAAUCUCCUCUCUUCGGACUCGGGGCACUUUUCGCUGGUCCGCGCAAUGCACCUGGCGGACCUCAUUACUGAGAUGAAUGGUCUCUGCGGUGUUCUUUCCCUCUUCUCCUCGAUGCGCUACUGCCUCGGCGACCCGACGGCAACUGGGAAUCUAUGGGCGGCACUUGGGUUCUUACCAUUCGGGCUGUUUUUUGACUUCCUAGACGGCAAGGUGGCGCGCUGGAGAAAAAAGAGCAGCAUGAUGGGCCAGGAGCUGGACUCCCUGGCCGACUUGAUUUCUUUCGGCAUCUCUCCGGCUAUUGUGGCCUUCGCUAUUGGCAUCCGCACGCCUCUUGAUCAUCUGUGCCUUGCGUUCUUCGUGCUCUGUGGGCUUACACGGUUGGCGCGGUUCAACGUGACGGCAACUUCGAUACCAAAAGACGCCACCGGUAAGGCUCAAUACUUUGAGGGCACUCCAAUCCCCACGACUUUAGGCCUCGACGCUUUAAUGGCAUGGUGGGUGUCGCAGGGCUGGAUUCAUGAUGCGAUUCCCGGCGGACUUUGGUUUUCUGGUACUGCCUUCGAGUUUCACCCGAUUGUUGUGCUGUUCAUGAUACACGGAUGCUUGAUGACGAGCAAGACCAUCCAUGUCCCGAAGCCUUGA
Molecule: messenger RNA, 738 nt
Organism: Lasiosphaeria miniovina
Lineage: Eukaryota; Fungi; Ascomycota; Sordariomycetes; Sordariales; Lasiosphaeriaceae
Exons: 4
Coding region: 1-738 (245 amino acids)
Biological process (GO): phospholipid biosynthetic process
Cellular component (GO): membrane
Molecular function (GO): phosphotransferase activity, for other substituted phosphate groups
Source: RefSeq, a predicted model, not a curated record